Messenger RNA from Mustela lutreola (European mink), 2960 nucleotides. RefSeq names its product MYC binding protein (gene MYCBP). Lineage: Eukaryota; Metazoa; Chordata; Mammalia; Carnivora; Mustelidae. Bases 22 to 459 code for a protein of 145 amino acids. The transcript is spliced from 4 exons. Gene Ontology annotation, molecular function: transcription coactivator activity. The record is from RefSeq and is a predicted model, not a curated record. Gene Ontology annotation, biological process: regulation of DNA-templated transcription. Gene Ontology annotation, cellular component: nucleus.
GGCGCGCGCGCCCUUCCGCGCAUGAGCAGUGCGGCUCAGAGCCCGCCAGCCACGGUCUCGGGCGCCAGCUACGCCGCUGCCGCUGUCACUAUGGCCCAUUACAAAGCCGCCGACUCGAAGCGCGAGCAGUUCCGGAGGUACUUGGAGAAGUCGGGGGUGCUGGACACGCUGACUAAGGUAUUGGUAGCCUUAUAUGAAGAACCAGAGAAACCUAAUAGUGCUUUGGAUUUUUUAAAGCAUCACUUAGGAGCUGCUACUCCAGAAAAUCCAGAAAUAGAGCUGCUUCGCCUAGAACUGGCAGAAAUGAAAGAGAAAUAUGAAGCUAUUGUAGAAGAAAAUAAAAAACUGAAAACAAAGGUAAAUGUUUUAAAAGAAUUCAUGUUAAAAAUAAUUUCACCCUUAAUGAUUAAAAAGAGCAAAACCUCACUAAAAUGGAUAGUAGGGGAGGGAGGAGGAUAAAAAAUCUUGAUUAACUGCAAGGCUGAACUGAUGCUCUAUCUAGAAAACCACAAAUUGUAAAUAGGACAAGCAAUGUGUGGUCAAGAAGAGCUUCUUGGGAACCUGCAUCAAGAAAAAGAUGAGGGGGGCGCCUGGGUGGCUCAGCUGGUUAAGCCGCCAACUCCUGAUCCCAGCCUAGGUCUUGGGAUGUUAGGGUCUUAAAUUCAAGCUCUGCAUUGGGCUCCAUGCAGAGCAUGGCGCCUACUUUAAAAAAAAAAAAAAAAAAAGGAUGAGUACAUUGGUUAAUGCUGCUUAUGAGUAAAUGGAGUGUUCUGGGAGUCCUAAGCACUUGAUCUAAGUAGGUCAUUGUAAGGUCAAUGCUUUGCGAAUGGCACCUCUCAGAGUUGUGCAGUGUGUAACCUGCACAGUCAUAUGUGCUGGCGCUGUAAUGUGUUUAUCUCUAUAAAUUUGUUUGCACUUAAUUUUGUCUGUGCUCAAGUUUUUUCUCUGUUGAAACUCCUGUGAGACUUUUCAUAAACUUCAAAUUAGUCAACUUUUAAGUCUUUGAGGUUUUUCCACAUUCUGAAUCACGUAACGCAUUUUACAUUACUCUAGGCAUUUCUUAUAAUGUGAUUUAUCUGCUCAACGACCUUGCGAGAUAAGCGAAACAGGUACACAAAACGAUUUAUAGGUAGAAAACUAAAGCACAGUGAAGUCUAAUCAUCUUCUCAAAUCUCUCAACUAAUUGGAAUAACCUAAAUCUUAGCAUAACAGAAAAUACAGCCUCUUAAAUAAUCCAAGAUUCCACAAUACAAAUUAUCAGUUAACUCUUUGGCACCAUUUAAGUCAAAGACAUGAGCUCUUCUUCACUGACUGGCUAGAUUAAUAUAUGUUACAUUAUUCUUUUUUCCUGCUUUUUAAGAGAAAGUUCAGUAAACUUUUGUUAAAGAGUUAAGUCCUUUACCAGAAGCCAUAGCAUCUUUGGGAAGAAAGAGACAGAUUAUUGCAUUAUUAAGUAUUUGAGCAGUGCAGUCAUGAACUGAAAUCCGGCACUGGUUUCCCAGUAAUUUUAAAGGUUUAUAUGAAAAGAGUUUUCAUUACAUUUGAUUGUAUUAAAUCUUAAAUUGUAUAAAUCUUAAAUGGUUUAAAAAUGGAUAGGAUAUUCAUAUAAAGUUCCUGAUUCAGUAAUUGAAUAGUUAACUACUCAUUUUGUUACUAUUAAGUUUUUUUUACCCAAUUUAGAAUAAAAUUCACCUAAACUCCUCUGUCUUUGCCCUAUAGCUUGCUCAGUAUGAACCACCUCAGGAGGAGAAGCGUGCUGAAUAGGAUCCUUCUCAGUUGAAAAGACACUGAAAAAAAUGGUUUUGUAUGACUUGAAUAGUUUGUAUAGUAUAUAACCUUUUCUGAACAGAUGCUCUAGAACUCUUUUAAUAUGUUGAAUUCACCUAUCACACUUUAACUGUUAUAAACACAUAUACUUAGAAUCACCAAUAAAAACUCAAUAUAACUUUCUUUGGGUCUUAAAAGCAGGAGAAUCCAAAGUGAAUCCUGAAAAAAAAAAAAAAAAGUCUAAACACAGCCAUCUAAUUCAUUACCUUAAAAGACAUUCUGUUUAUUAGUCUGACUAGCAAUGAUGGUACUCCUUGUAUUUUAGCCAAGAAAGUUCAGCAUGGAGCUGUUCCUUGGUUCAGUGCAGGAUAUGAGCACAGCUACAGUCAUCCGUUAAAAUGAAGAUGACACUGUUGUUUAUAUCCUCUGAAGGCAGCUGGAGAGAUCAGUGUGACAGAAGAUGCUUUUGCAUGGGUUCCCGUGAAUCUUCUGCUCGUGUUUAUAUAAUAUGGAACAAGUAACUUCUUUGCCACCACUUUGCCUUAGAUGACUGUGUGUGUGCCAGUUGGAACUCUGACACCACGUUUCCUUCUAUGCAAUCAUGCCCUAUCUGAUGAUGUUGCCUUGCUUUGCUUUGUGCUUCAGUGGGUCCUAGCUGCACAUUGGUCUGUGUUGUUUUUCAAUUUGCUAUACUAGCAGUUACCCUGAUUGUAAUUUAUAUAACUUCAAACAGGAUCACACUGUUUCCCUGCCUUACUUAGUUGCUCAGCUGAGCACAGAACUGAGGCAAUAUAAAAUUCUGGGUUCAUGCACAAGCUGGGAUGAGAAGGGGAAUGAGCCAUAUAUUGUGGAAAAUUAUAGUUUGCGGGUAUAAUUAUAUAGUGCUUUUUCCCUCAAAGUAUUUUUCUAGCCUUGAAUUCAUUUUAUCUUCAUUAUCCCUGUGAAGUAGGUACAGCAAGUAUGAGGCGAGGUUGGGUGCUGAAUUUUUAGGCCAAAGACUGAUAUUAAUACAAAUUAUCUACUAACUAUAGAAUGUUGGGCACUUCAGUUAACUGCUCUGAGAUUCACUUUCCUCAUCUGUUAAAUGAGAAGAAUAGUAUCAGUGCUGCCUACCUCACAGGGUUGUUGUGAGGGUCAAAUGGAAUGUAUGUGAAAGAUCUGUAAAUGGUAAAGCACUAUAUUCUUGUUUGUUA